CUUAGCACAACAGGAUGGCUGUAGGUAAAAGACCCCGCAUUACAGAAGCUUGAUCUCAGCUGAAGUACAAGCUUAGUGCUGGGAAGGCCAUUUCCUCCAAAGUCUUUUUCUGCAGCUCUCUGGUAGUGGGAUCUUGAUGGUAUUGACCAACAAACAAGUGUACGUGCUUGCAUUUCGUGUCCCGUUUGUAGGUGAGCAAGAGCAUACGGUGAGCAUCCAAAUAAAUAAUCAGUAUUGAGAGCUGGUUGGUUCUUGCCCGUGUCAACAGGAGCGUAACUCCCUGCGCGGCUGUUUCCUGACCAAUGAGCUGACCUUUCCAAAGGGACAUGUCCAGGCAGCAAGAGGCUGCUCUUGCUCCGUUGCUGUGGUUACGGCGCGGCAACAGUUCCCAGGGCGUAGGGAGCUCAGCUCCAUGUUGUGGUUACAGCCCUGCGACAAUUAUGAGGACGUAGGUUGCUCAGCUCCGUUGGCUUGGCCACAGCUCUGUGAGCCUUGCAGCGGGCAGUAGAACUGCAGUGGCUGCUGCGUACACAGCGGGGCUGGAGAGCCGAGGCAGGAGCAGCGGCAUCAUGCUGGGCCAGAAGACGAACCUCAGCAGGCGCAUCCGUGAGAUGCGUGCCAGCAUAGCCUUGCAAGGUGCUGCCCCCCCCGUUGGCUUUGCGUUAUGGGCUGGGCCAAGUAGGGGGCUUUUGGUCCCCGCAUCAUCCUGCAUGGUACCAACAGCUCCUCAAUGUCCUGCAGGGCAAGCAAGGAAAUUGUACAGCAAGCCACAGGAAGAGAAGUUCACGCAGAACCUGGAGCGGCUGCCCCAGCUGCGAGAGGCGGUGCAGGAGGAUAUCUAUGUCCUGGGCCUUGCCCGCAAGGAGCAGGGAGUGCAGGGCAGCAGGAGGCUGGGACCAUCACUGCCCAGGCUGGCAGUGAUGUGUUCUCUGCCCUUCUUCUGCCCACAGCAUGAGCUCACCGUCGCUGAGGCUUGCGGAGCGGAGCAGCCCUUGGGCAUUGCUUUGGCCAGUAAGCCUUUGGAGGUGGGCCAGGAGAAGCUCCGGGCUGAAGUCUGUCGCCAGGUGAACACAUGCAACAUGCUGCUGUACCAGGUGGAGCAGCGGAGCCGGGCCAAGGAGCGGCUGCAGAGGCGGCUGCAGCAGCUGCAGGAUGUCCAGAGGGCCGAAAAGCAGCAGCAGGCACAGGUCCCAGGGCCCCUCCCUGGGGUGGCAGCACCCGUGGGGGGUUUCAGUCAACCCUGCCCCCCUGGGUGGGCACUGGUCUCAGUAGAUGGGCUCACCCCUUGUCUCCAACCUUCUCUGCCCCAGGUGGUUCGUACCCUGGAGGGCAACAUAGAGAAGAUACAAACAAAAGUCCGCGCUGGGCAGAAGGUGACUGCCCUGUACGUGGCGGUGCGGGAUGCCCUGAGGAAGGAGCUGGCCCACCUGCCUCUGCACCUGGACCUCCUGAGUGAGAUGGCCGAGCUGCAGCAUAGGGAGGUGGAAGACAUGGAGCUCAUGGCCUCGCGUGGGCUCAGAGCUGUUCGUGGAGCCAAGGUGAGACCAUCGUCCAGGGCACCUCGGGGUGCUUUCCUGCCCUCCAGAGCCCACACAUGGCACCAGAUGGCCGUGCUGCUGAGUCUUCCUUCCUUCAAGAAAAAGCAAGACUGAGCUUGGCUUCCCCGCAGCACCCAGAUGCCUCCAUAGCUCCUCCUGUGUCUGGCUCUUGGGCCAGGCUGCCCUGAGCUGGGGACAGCUGCCUGAAGCCCUGGCCACGGGGAAGGUGGCGUUCUCCAUCCUCUAGCUGGCCUUGCUCGCUUUCCUUCCCAGGCUGUUUACAGGGGGUAGGGGGUGGCACUUUUGAUGCUGGCCAUGCCAGGCUUAGAAGCUCACAGAGGUCCGCUGGAGCUUUGGGAGCCACUUCUCUUCUGCU
Molecule: messenger RNA, 1914 nt
Organism: Pezoporus occidentalis (night parrot)
Lineage: Eukaryota; Metazoa; Chordata; Aves; Psittaciformes; Psittacidae
Exons: 4
Coding region: 570-1652 (360 amino acids)
Source: RefSeq, a predicted model, not a curated record